ACAUUAACGGCCUUACUUAUAAACGAUCACUAAAGUUAAGACACAGUUAAACUACGUAUUAAAAAAUAUUUUAACUCAUAAACGAUGAUUAACGCUAAUUAAUGUCUUAGCGACUGCUUAAAUAGCUGUCAACUUAAUCAGUGUCGAAGCCUUGUUUAAAGACCUUAAUUACCAAAAUGGCGUCCGAAAUUCGUAAAAGUCACAGCUGUGGUAUAUUUCAACAAUAACACCACAUGCAAACUUCGCAUUGAAUUGUGUUCUGUUUGCUGGGCUUUGUUCCGCUACUUAGGAAAGUGAAGUGGAUAAAUAUUAAAAAAAUGGAUAUAUUUGACGACGAUAAUGAAUUACGCACAUACCGUGACGAGAUAGAAGAAAUAAGAAAUUUCAGGAAUAUUGGUUCAAGAAGGAGAGUAAAAAUAUAUAAUUCAAGAUCGAACCCAAUGGAGGAAUUGAGUGAAAGCGACUUCAAGCAUCGCUACAGAUUCAGUAAAGGAAAUAUGGUAAAAAUUAUAAAUAUCUUAAGAAACGACUUGUCCAUGGAUAGCCGGGGCGGCAGUAUACCUGUGGAGUUGCAAGUAAUGGCAGCUAUAAGAUACUGGGGUCGCCAUGAGAUUCAAGAAGACUGUACGGAAAUUCAUGGCAUGAGCCAACAGACUUUAUCAAGAACUGCUAAAAGAGUUGCUAUUGCAUUGGCUUCGAAAAGUUCCAUUUAUAUUAAAAUGCCUUCAAAUUUAAGAGAAGAGACUGAAACUAUUCGGAAAUUUGAAACAAUUUGUGGGUUUCCACAUAUUACCGGUGCAAUAGAUUGCACCCAUAUUAAAAUAAGAAAAGUUGGAGGAGAUGUUGGUCAGUACUAUAUAAACCGUAAAGGACACUAUUCUAUUAAUACUCAAAUGGUGUGUAAUGCAGAUUUGAAGAUCUGUGAUAUAGUUUGCCACUGGAGGGGUAGUACUCAUGAUGCAAGAAUAUGGCGUGAGAGUUCCAUUAAAAGGAGAUUUGAAGAACGAGAAUUUAAAGGAAAACUUAUAGGCGAUGGUGGAUACCCUUGUACCCCAUACUUACUGACUCCAGUACUGAGACCCCGCAACCAAGCAGAACGGCGGUACAACUAUGGCCACAUUCGCACCAGGAACGUAAUUGAGAGAUGUUUUGGUGUACUUAAGGCAAGGUUUCGGAUACUUUUGGAAAUAAUGAGAGGGUCUUUCAAUACGAUUAAAACGACAAUUGUUGCAUGUGCAGUAUUGCACAAUUUAGCAAUUGAAUUUGAUGACACUUUAAGCUAUGAAACCCCUUACACAGACAGUGAUGAAGACACUGAGGCCAUUGAACAGGACUCUAAUAAUUUGACACACAUAACCAGAAACAUUUUUAUUGAGAAUUUCUUUUAAAAUACAAAUACAUAGUUUUAUUUAAACA
This is a messenger RNA of Spodoptera frugiperda (fall armyworm), 1416 nucleotides long. Its product is annotated as putative nuclease HARBI1. The transcript has a single exon. Lineage: Eukaryota; Metazoa; Arthropoda; Insecta; Lepidoptera; Noctuidae. The coding region runs from base 318 to 1388 and encodes 356 amino acids. The record is from RefSeq and is a predicted model, not a curated record.